AUGCCUAACUCUAAUUCAAGUUCCUCGUCUGCCAAUGAUGAAGUAAAGGAAGAACUGAGAUCAGUUGCAGAAGCUGCUGCCAACGAAUUUGCAACCCCCGACAAGCAGGAGGCGCGAGCUUUUUUACGAGAAAGGUUCCUGCGUGUAAUUACCGGCAUUGUGGGUAAGCCAGCAAAGUUUCACCUAUAUGAGAAUACUAGCGUCACUGCUGAAUUCCGAGGCUGUGAUAUCGAUUUUUUGGAACUAUAUGUCAGAAACUUGACCACCCCAUUAGGUACAAUUCCAGAGGCUGUACUGAGAACCAAUGAUGUUAUCCUUUUAGAAAUGGAAAAAGUGUGA
Molecule: messenger RNA, 339 nt
Organism: Nasonia vitripennis (jewel wasp)
Lineage: Eukaryota; Metazoa; Arthropoda; Insecta; Hymenoptera; Pteromalidae
Gene: Gemin7
Product: gem (nuclear organelle) associated protein 7
Exons: 2
Coding region: 1-339 (112 amino acids)
Biological process (GO): spliceosomal snRNP assembly
Cellular component (GO): SMN-Sm protein complex
Source: RefSeq, marked validated